UGGGUGGACGAAUAAAUAAGUUUGGGGUCUAUAUAGCUCAUUGAUGGAAGAAGUCACCAGAUCAUAAUUGGAGGAAUGUCUCCGUAUUUAUAGACCAGGGUGAAGCCUGUGGGGCACCUGUGUCUGGAAGGAACACUGUGCCGAUGUACGUCUACAAACAAGAACAGACACAAGACCUAGGAAAGCUGCGGACAAAUCCCAUGGAAGAUCCUAUGUACGGCUUUUGCGUAACCAUUGCAGACGCAGAUUCCAGAUGCAUACCAUUUACGAAGGAGGCCGACCGGUGUGAUGUGAGCGACUGCAAUACGCGCCUCGAAUUGUCAUCAAAGCAUAAUUGGAAGCCAAAAGAAAGGCUAUUGGUAAGAAUCGUCCAAUUGCUAGGCAGUCGUAUUUAUUUUUAGUUGUGUUAGCUAGGUCGAUGUAGACACAUACCGUUUAAGUAAUAUCAAAAAUAAGGGUGUGUUGCUGUGGCUUAAGCACCGGUCUUCAAGAUAUUCGGGCUUAGGGGGUUGCCAAAUUCAAAUACGAGCGGAUGAUAUUAGCCCCUCACCUAUCCCUAAUGGCUUGAGAACUUUGACUGACAGUUCUGGUAUAUGGACUGUCAGUAAAACGGUAGAUGAGCGCAUAUGCGAAUGGUCAGCGCACAUCCCACCUCAGGUAUAACUUUUACCAACGUGACAAUUGACAAUUUCCACGCCACCAAAUUUAACAGCAAGAAUAAAACUGUGGAGCCAAGCCUCAGUUCAUGGUCCAGGCUAGUGGUAUUCCAGGAAGGCCAAGCAAGACGUGACCCAAACACCCACUGACCUCUGUUGCCCUUCUUCCAUCUCCUCAACCCCUCGCCAUCCACUUGUCUUCGCAACGACUUCGACUUCGACUUCCAGUGGUGACGCCAUCUGCCUCAAGUGGACCUCAGCUCCAGAUCCAGGGCGUGCCCCACAGUGUACGAGUCACGUGAGUUUAAGUAAUCGCGCCCUCGCACUAAUAUAAACACCCUC
This is a messenger RNA of Yamadazyma tenuis ATCC 10573, 998 nucleotides long. The record is from RefSeq and is a predicted model, not a curated record. NCBI's taxonomy places the organism in Eukaryota, Fungi, Ascomycota, Pichiomycetes, Serinales, Debaryomycetaceae.